UAGAGUAUGACAUUGAAUGAAUGGAUUCAAAGCCAACUGGAAAAUUAAAUUUGUUUACUAACGUAAAUAGAUGAUCUUUUUGAAAUAAGAACCCAGAAUUAAAUACAUAUUACUAUAAUGCAAUAUUACUAUAAGUUAUAACUUCGUGUGAUUUAAAAAUGUUUACAUUUUAAGAGUCGGUAACCUCAACGAAAUGGCAUCAACGCCCUUUCGUAGAUUGCUUCAUUGGGGACCACUGUCGGUGUUUGGUAUAAUAAAACUAAUAACAUGGGCAAUGGUCCAUCUGCUGGGCAUGUGGUGGCCUCCACACUCCUCACUGGCGGCAGCUCUGCACGCUGCACUGUUCUUGACUCUGGCUGGUUCUACAUUGUACUUCUUCCUACAGUCACUACUUGAAGGUCCCGGGUUUGUUCCAUUGGGUUGGAAACCGGAGAAUGAAGAGGACACACAUAAUUUACAGUUCUGCACAGUCUGUAAUGGAUUCAAAGCACCAAGGUCGCAUCACUGUAGGAAAUGUGGAUACUGUGUGAAAAAGAUGGACCACCACUGUCCCUGGAUCAACUGCUGUGUGGGUCAUAACAACCACGGGUACUUCACACUCUUCCUUAUAUCUGCUGUGCUGGGAUGCUUCCAUGCUUCAGUUGUGCUAACAAUCUGCAUGUACCACGCAAUAAACCGCGUGUGGUACGUGCACAACGGCACGGGCCGCGAGCCCAUGAUCUACCUCACCCUCACCACGCUGCUGCUCACCCUGCUCGCCAUAGGCAUGGCUGUCGGCGUCGUCUUAGCUGUAGGAGUACUUUUGUAUUUACAACUUCGCGGGAUAUUCCGCAACCAGACUACGAUAGAAGACUGGAUAGUAGAAAAGGCGCAGGGUAGAAGGGAGGAACAAGGUCUGCCAGAAUUUGUGUUCCCCUACAACCUGGGCUGGAGGAACAAUGUCCAGCUCAUACUGCAGGGAUCUAAGUUUGAUGGUAUCAAGUGGCCUUUACGGGAAGGAUGUGGGGAGUACGAUCUGACGCGCGAGCAACAAGCGCAGAAGCAGGACAAGCGCGUCUGGUCGCGUCAGUACCGCGCGGUGUCGGCGUACUCGGGGCGCUGGCUGCCCGCGUCGCGGCCGCGCGCCGCCUGCGCCGCGCCCUGCACCGACGAGCCCCGACUGCCUUUACAGCCCGGGGACCUCAUCCGCGCUACAAGGCAGAGAAAGCACUGGUUAUUCGGCGAGAAGUUAGUGGGUGACGGUGAGAAUACCCGGGGUCCGCGGGGCUGGUUCCCGCGCGACGCGGCCGUACCCUGCGACUACUUGCACAAACCCAAGCCGGACUAGCUGACGCUGACACCCAGCUUCUGGACAGACAGACUGGUAUGACUUAUGUAUAGACUAGGAUUAGUCAGUAAAUGGAGUGUUAAAAACAGACUUGAUUACCUGAAUCCAAUGUUAAUAUGCUUAAAGGUAAAGUGUAUAAAUAUUUUUUUUAUUUUAAGAGUUCUUGUUUAUUUUUGUGUGGUAGUGCGGCUAACGAGCAGAGAUUACCUCGAUGGUAUCUAUUCAGUGCCACUCAUGGACACCCGCAAGAACAGAGGGGAUACGAGUGCGUGGCCGACCUUUUUGGGGAUUAGGGAUUGGGAAGAGGAAGGAUUGGCCCUCGGGUAACCUCACUCGCACGGCGAGACAACGCUGUGGUUGUUUCACCCCGGUUUUCUGUGCGGCCGUGGUAUCGCUCUGGACGAGCACAAAUUAAAUUCUAAAUUUUAAAAAAUCACUAUACAUCAUCAAACUCGAAUGUCAAUUUUCUGUAUGCGAGCACUCCAUUUAUUGACAUAUCUGUAAUUAAAUAAAUUAUGGAUCAUGUUAAACAUGAAUAUUAGUGUAUGAAUUAUAUUGUAAGGAAUCAGUCAUUAUAACGCUAAGUAAGGUUGCUAUACAUAAUAUACAAGUUGCAAGUAUUAUAGGCAGGCCUAAAGAGUUGUCACACAUUCAAUAUUGUAUGGAAAUUGAAAUGUCUUUGUGUAAUAAAUAACGUGAGAGAUACUA
Molecule: messenger RNA, 2035 nt
Organism: Spodoptera exigua (beet armyworm)
Lineage: Eukaryota; Metazoa; Arthropoda; Insecta; Lepidoptera; Noctuidae
Source: the annotation of a GenBank genome assembly